GGGGGCUCCGGCUGCGACUGACUGAGAAUGGAGCCCGGCGCUUCGGCAGCGCGGCCGUCCGGGGAAGGAGCGGACUCGUGCCUGGAGCGCCUCAAGAAUUCGCUGCCGGGACCCGCCGACCUGGCUGGGGCGGCCAGCACGCUGGAGCGGAUCCUGAGGGAGUCGGUGUGUCAGCUGCAGGGCUGGCUGCAGGUCUACGAUGUGAAAGGACCACCGAUUCACAGGCUGUCUUGUGGCCAGUCCCCCGAUUCUGAAACUGUAAUAUGGGAAACCAAGUACUCUAUUCUAACCGAUAGCCAGCUUGUGCUGCUGAACAAAGAGAAGGAGGUGGCUGAAGAUGGAGGACAGGAGCUGUCAGCAGAGCCAACCAAAGGGCGGCGUCUGCGCCGUACAGUCAGUGUUCCUUCCGAAGGCCAGUUUUCUGACAUUCCACCAGAGGGAGCUGCAAAUCUCGAAGUCCCAGCAGAGAAGUCUCCUCGCAGACGGAGCAUCUCUGGGACCAGCAGUUCAGACAAAACCAAUCCCAUAGAUUCAUCAAACACAUCUCCAUUCAAAGUGCCAGGCUUCUUCAGUAAAAGAUUCAAAGGGUCAAUUAAAAGAACCAAAAGCCAGUCGAAGUUGGACAGGAAUACCAGCCUCCGUCUUCCACCUCUUCGAUCCGCUGAGGAGAGGUCCAAUCCUUUACCAAAGCUGAAAGAAUCUCGUUCCCACGAGUCUUUGUUGAGCCCAGCUAGCGCUGUGGAGACAUUGGAUUUUGCCACUGAAGAGAAAGUCUUGGUCAAACCACUUCAUAGCAGUAUCCUUGGACAAGACUUCUGCUUUGAGGUCACUUACUCUAGUGGCAGUAAAUGCUUCAGUUGCACAUCUGCUGCUGAAAGAGACCAGUGGAUGGAAAACCUACGGAGGGCAGUUCAGCCUAACAAGGACAACUGCCGUCGAGCUGAGAAUAUAUUGCGCCUUUGGAUCAUUGAAGCCAGGGAAUUGGCUUCCAAAAAGAAAUAUUUCUGUGAAUUGUGCCUGGACGAUACUUUAUUUGCCCGCACUACAAGCAAAGCAAGAGCUGACAAUAUCUUCUGGGGCGAGCACUUUGAAUUCUCAGGACUUCCAUCCAUAAUUAACAUCACUGUCCAUAUCUACAAGGAUGUGGAGAAGAAAAAGAAAAAGGAUAAAAAUAACUAUGUCGGUCUAGUCAACAUCCCUGUGGCCAGUGUGACUGGCCGUCAGUUUAUGGAAAAGUGGUACCCCAUCAGCACCCCCACUCCCAAUAAAGGCAAGUCUGGAGGACCUUCCAUCCGGAUCAAAUCUCGAUACCAGACCAUCAUCAUCCUGCCCAUGGAGCAAUACAAGGAGUUUGCCGAAUUUGUCACUAACAAUUACACCUUGCUGUGCAGUGUGCUAGAGCCUGUGAUCAGUGUUCGGUGCAAAGAGGAAAUGGCCUGUGCUUUAGUGCACAUUCUUCAAAGUACCGGCAGAGCCAAGGACUUUUUGACUGAUCUGGUGAUGUCUGAGGUCGAUCGCUGUGGGGACCACGAUGUCCUAAUCUUCAGGGAGAAUACACUUGCCACCAAAUCUGUUGAGGAAUACCUCAAGCUGGUUGGACAGAAGUAUCUGCAAGAUGCCCUUGGUGAAUUUAUCAAGGCGCUGUAUGAGUCAGACGAGAAUUGUGAAGUGGAUCCUAGCAAAAGUUCACCCAAUGAUUUGUAUGAUCACCAGUGCAACCUCAAAAUGUGUUGUGAGCUGGUCUUCUGCAAAAUCAUCAACACCUAUUGUGUCUUUCCUCGGGAGCUAAAGGAGGUGUUUGCCUCAUGGAAGCAGCAGUGCCUCAACAGGGGGAAGCAGGAUAUCAGUGAGCGCCUAAUCAGUGCCUCGCUUUUCCUCCGUUUCCUCUGCCCAGCCAUCAUGUCUCCAAGUCUCUUUAACCUCAUGCAAGAGUACCCUGAUGACAGUACAUCUCGGGCUCUCACACUAGUUGCAAAGGUUAUCCAAAACCUGGCAAACUUUACAAGAUUUGGCAACAAAGAGGAAUAUAUCACAUUUAUGAAUGAAUUUCUGGAACAUGAGUGGGGAGGCAUGAAACGCUUCCUGGAGGAAAUUUCAGAUGCGGACACCAUCUCCAGCACACCAGGAUUCGAAGGAUACAUAGAUCUGGGCAGGGAAAUUGCCGCCUUGCAUUCCCUAUUGUGGGAAGUGGUGUGCCAACUAGAUAAGGGUGAAAAUUCCUUCCUACAGGCGACGGUUGAAAAACUCGGUCCUCUCCCACGGAUCCUUUCGGACCUUGCCAAUGCUGUGUCAAACCCUACUCCAAUACAACAUCAACUGAGGCGGUUAACAGACCAUAGUUCAAGUCCAAAUGUGAGCCUGUCUUCGGGACUUCAGAAAAUAUGCGAGGACCCCACAGAUGGUGAGAGCAAACUGAUGCCACCAGCCGAGGGCCAGCUGCUGAGGAUCCAGCAUAAAACAUCAAGGAGCGCUGGAUCAUCAGAGCAAGGAGAUGACCCUUGCCAAGUACCAAAUGCGAGGAGCGUGUCUUUGAUGAAUCUACAGGAUCCCAAUGCCCCAUUAGGCUUUCCUGCAUGCACGAUGAAUGACAGCACUCUCAGCGCAACAGGGAGUCACCUAUCAGUCGGGGAGGUGGUCGGCAUUAAAGUCUUCUAUGGCAUGCCACAGAACGACCCCCAAAGUGGAAGGCCUGUGAAGCCUCCAAGACGCAACAAACCCCUAUCAUUCCAAAACCCUAUGCAUCAAUUUAGUAAUCUUUCCAUGCCCCUUCCUGCACCCGCCCAGCCAAUGCCACCCAGCCUCACUCCUCCCCAGCAAAUGUCGACCCCCAUUCCAGGCCAUCCAAAGUCCAAUGUGUCAGUGGAUUCUAGCCUGGAGAGCAUCAGCGCGAUCAGCUCACAAAGCCAACACAGCGAUGAGCUAAAAACGAGUAGCCCUGGCAACGGCAGCACAGAAGACAUCACCAGGCGUAGUGUUAGAAGUGAAGAUCUUUCCUGGCAGGGUGCUGUGGCAAAAAAACGCAUCCUGAUGGCUUUACCACGGCAGAGCAGUACCGGGCAGGUGCCAGCAGGGCUGGGCGCCAGGGCAAAGGCUGUUCCCCACAGCACAUCCGAAAGAAGCACAGGAAGCAUGUCUGUGGCAUCGGCUGCAGAGCCUGCAGGGAAUCGAUCGCAACAGCCGUCAUCCUCUUCCCGGGAGAGUCCAAUUCCCAAAGUUCAGGCAAUCCAGCUGCAGCAGACCCAGCAGAUUCAGUCCCCAGUAGAUACUGCCACAUUGUCACCGGUGGAAAGGACAGCUGCCUGGGUCCUCAACAAUGGCCAAUACGAUGGUGACCAAGAAGAGGCAAAGCAUGCUGAAAAGUAUGAGCAAGAGAUUGCCCAUUUAACAAACCAGCUAAGAGUAGCCAAUAGCAGGCUGGAGCACUACGAACAGCGCCUCUUUGCACAAGAGAAUAAAAUGCAACAGCUGUUGGUGAAUUAUCAAGAAAAGCUGGCCAACAGCGAGGAGCGUCUUCAGAAACAGCAAGAGGAGAAGGACGCUCAAAUAAAGACCAUAAUCAACAGGCUAAUGGCUGUAGAAGCAGAGUUAAAGAAAGACCAUUUAAAAAUGGAAAAUAUCAUCGAGACAAAGAGGAAAAUAAUCGAAGCGCAGAAAGAACAUGGAAUCUGCAAGCGAAGAAGGAAUCUGUACAAGGCAUAUUAUAAUAUUAAGAGCAAAGGAAAAAAGGAUCCUUUCUUUAGAAUCAGCAAAUACCCGCCUGAUGAGCGCGCUGACACAAGUGAAAGAUCAUUACAGUAUGCAGGCGCGGAACGGAAUCUCCCCGACGAAGCUUUCAAUAACAGAGAAUGGGGAAUUUAAAAGCAGCAGCUAGCAGCCAUCUUCUCCCCACAACGUGUCGUCUGCAACAUCAUUGAAAUGGCUUUGGGGAGGCUGCACUACAUUAUAGAACGUUAAGUUAAUUUAUUUCAAUAAAGUUCAUCCAUCUUAACCACCCCUCCCAAUUGUAUUUUUGUGUCUAGGUUUGUUCUAAAAAAGAUUUAUUUUUGUUUUGUGAAUAUUUUUGGACAGUUUCUUGUAUAUGUACAAAUAUAGAUAAAUUUGAGGUCUUUUAUUGAAAAUAAACUUUAACUUUAAAACA
Molecule: messenger RNA, 4138 nt
Organism: Eublepharis macularius
Lineage: Eukaryota; Metazoa; Chordata; Lepidosauria; Squamata; Eublepharidae
Gene: RASAL2
Product: RAS protein activator like 2
Exons: 19
Coding region: 28-3858 (1276 amino acids)
Biological process (GO): regulation of GTPase activity
Source: RefSeq, a predicted model, not a curated record